Molecule: messenger RNA, 3688 nt
Organism: Poecilia latipinna (sailfin molly)
Lineage: Eukaryota; Metazoa; Chordata; Actinopteri; Cyprinodontiformes; Poeciliidae
Product: leucine-rich repeat transmembrane protein FLRT2
Exons: 2
Coding region: 891-2846 (651 amino acids)
Molecular function (GO): protein binding
Source: RefSeq, a predicted model, not a curated record
CGGAGUGUAGCAGAAGGAGGGAGAACACCGACUCGGUUAUUCGCGGACCGAGUCCAGGACCAGAACCGAACAAGGCACCCUCAAACAGUUAACACCGAUCAUGGACUUCCAAUCCCGGGGAGCGGGCGGCGGAGCGACGGUCAGACUGGAAGCUGCUGACUUUGGCCCCCUCCCGGGUUUGUGGCCCCCUCUCGUCCUCUGAAGCCGGCGGAGGAACUUCACCGGAAGCCCCGGAGAGGCGCAGCCGGGCACAGGCUCAAUAGACUCCGUGUAUGAGAAUCUGAAAGGAAGAUCCUGUGCUAUAAAAGUCCAUGCGUCCCUCGGAGUUUGUUUUUGGGUCAGAACCAUGCACACUCAGCGCGAUGUCAUUUAUUUAAACUGCAGCGGAGCGCAGCGGUAAGGAUGCGGAGUUUAUUCUCGCUGUGUGCGCAGCGCUGUGCGUGGAGCCAAGCGGAGCGAGUCGGCGUGAACAGGGGAGACUUUCUACUUUCCUGAAGGUUUGCGUGUGAAGCCACAGUGGUGUUUUGUUGAGGAACUGUCAUCAGGUCAUGACGUGAUGAUCCCCAGGAAUGCAUGCGACUUCAUCGAUCCUCAGCACCACGCUCUGAAUUCUGCUUUGUAAGCCGAUGGAGAAAACGUGAUGGACUUUAUGAACCAGUUCAGAAAUGGGUGGGUGUGGGUGAAGGAAUAACAUCCAUUAGUGUAUUCCCAAUUUUUGGGGGGGAACCUCAGGACAACCGAUUACUGAGGAAUUGCUGAGGACCUUUUGCAGCACCAGGAUGGACAAAGUGCAUAGAUCUUAUGAUUCCUCUGCUGGAAUUUCUGAUUCUUAUCAUUUCAUUAAAUCCUAUAGUUACUUUCUCUGAUGUUGCUGUAUUGAAUCAUAUGAAAUGGAGAUACUGUGGCGUUUAUGGAGUAAGGACUGGACCUCCUUAGUAAGACCGUGGAUUCCUAUACUGCUAGGCCUUCAUCUCCAGUUUUCACGAGCCUCUAACUGUCCCGAAGAGUGCCGCUGUGACCGGACCUUUGUUUACUGCAACGAGCGGAGCUUGACCUCAGUGCCUCUGGGAAUCGGUGAGGGCUACAAGACCAUUUACCUACACAACAAUCAGAUCAAUAAUGCCGGCUUUCCGCUGGAGCUACACCAUGUGGCCUCUGUGGAAACUGUGUAUCUAUAUGGUAACCAGCUUGACGAGUUUCCAGUUAACCUGCCAAAAAAUGUAAGAGUUCUCCAUCUGCAGGAGAAUAACAUUCAGACCAUCUCUCGGGCAGCUCUGGCUCAGCUUCUUCGACUGGAGGAGCUGCAUUUGGAUGAUAACUCCAUUUCUACUGUUGGAGUGGAAGAAGGGGCAUUUAGGGAAGCCUUGAGCCUAAAGAUGCUCUUCUUGACCAAAAACCACCUGAGCAGUGUGCCUAUUGGUCUCCCAGAUGACCUGAAAGAGCUAAGGCUGGAUGAGAAUCGGAUUGCGGUCAUUGCAGAGGAAGCAUUUCAGAAUGUCACCCGACUGGAACGCCUGUUGUUAGAUGGGAACUUGCUAACAGAUGAAGGGAUCUCACCUGGGACUUUUCAAGACCUGGUCACCCUGAGAGACCUGUCACUAGCACGAAACUCAUUAACUUACCCUCCCCCGCUCCUUCCUGGGGAGAUGCUUGUCAAGUUAAACUUUCAGGAAAAUCAGAUAACCAAGAUCCCUGUGAAAGCAUUGGCAAGUCUGCACAGGCUAGAGAAGUUAGAUCUUUCUAACAACCAGCUGCAGUCACUGGUGACGGGAGUCUUUGAUGGGCUUGGGAGUCUCAGGCAGCUCACCGUCCGGAACAACCCGUGGCUCUGUGAUUGCGGCAUGCAUUGGGUGGUGUCAUGGCUCAAAUCUCUUCCUGCAUCGUUGAAUGUGCGUGGGUUCAUGUGCCAUAAACCUGAAAAGUUCCGAGGUAUGGUGAUCAGAGAGCUGAGCGCUGACCUGGUCCACUGCACAGAGCCUGCUUCUACAUUUGGCACUGCUAUGAACUCGACUGUUUCCAUCUCAACAGACUUUCCUUUGGUUACUCGACAUGUUUCCUCCUCAAAACGACCCCUAACCACACUGCCCACCCUCUACACCAUCUACACAACCAGGGAGGAUGGACUGCGGACUAAGCAGCCUCUACAGGUUACUUUCACAAUUUUAAAUGGGUCGGAUAUCCAUGUACGCUGGUUGGCUUCUUUUCCAGUCACUGCCUACAAGGUGACCUGGGCCAGGAUGGAGCCCAGUCUGACCGGAGACACGGUCAGAGAGAGGAUAGUGGGUGGGGAUCAUCGGGGGAUUCGACUGACUAAUCUUGAACCCAAGUCCACGUAUCGGAUCUGCGUUAUUCCCUUGGAUGCGUUCAAUAAUUACAGGCCCAAGGAUGACACUCUGUGCACUGAGGCUGUGACAACUGCAGCCUUUUUCAGCCCAGAUAACAACAACAGGAGACGCUCUGGGCCCGAGCAGGCAACACAGCCAGAGUCUGGCUCGCCACUCCUUCUGGCUGGGCUCAUCGGUGGGGCUGUGAUUGUGGUGCUGGUGGUCCUGCUCAGUAUCUUCUGCUGGCACAUGCACAAGAAGAGUCACUCGGAGUGGAAGUACAACCGGGGACGUAGAAAAGACGAUUAUUGUGAGGCUGGCACCAAGAAAGAUAAUUCCCUCCUGGAAAUGACUGAAACAGGCUUCCAGAUAGUGUCGCUCAACAAUGAGCAGCUCCUCAAGGGAGAUUUCCGCAUUCAGCCUAUCUACAGCCCUAAUGGAGGAGUCAGCUUCAGAGACUGCCCCCCAGUGAACAACACCACAGUGUACUGCAAGAACAACGUUCAGGAUCAUGAAUCAUGAUGGCUCAAGAAAACCAUCAGGAGUUUCCUAAAACUGCUCGGACAUUUUUGAACUCUGUAAAGUUAAAAUGAUUUGAAAAUUGUCUUCAAAAAUGUAAUUUAUACAACUGACUUGACCAUCUCUUUUACAUAGCAUUGUCGGAUUUAAAGGUUGUUGUUUUUUGGAGUAGUGAUGUUGCAGUUCUGUGCACAAAUGCAUAUAAAGAAGCAUUUUUUUUUCUUAAGAAUUGAGGAUGACUUGUUUUACUGUUAUCGUGUAAGGUUUUUGCUGAUGAAUUUUAUAAGGAAUCUUGAUAGACACAAGGAUAACAGAUUUUCACCACCAGAGGGUGUAGUUUUCCUCCUAUGAGCUGUGUUGGUUGCAGCAAAAGUCAGGUGAGAAUAUUAGAUUCUCCAAGAAGUGUUGGACCAUAUGCAAACCAUUUUCUCUCUGCUUUAGAAAGAAAUUUAAAGGUCACACUCAUUAAACACUCAGAAAGUGGCAAGCUGCAGAGCUUUCACCUGCAUCUCCAGUUUAAUACAUCAUCAUAGCAAAGUGGGUCUUGUUAUCAGCACCUGCUGUGAUUGGUGUUGGUGUCAAAGUAAGCUGCAAAGAAGCACAACCUCUGAAUGUUAAACUCCUUAAAACAAAAGUAUUUUCUUUGAGUUUAAUAUUGACUUUUUUCAGCAGAAGAAUUUAUUAAUGUGCCUUGAAGUUAUCAGCUUAAAAUGUGUUUAACAUCCAUGUUUUUGCACAAGAUGUAUCCUUGUAUAUACAAUUUAAUGGAAUAUUGUGAAUAAUACUUUUGCUUCUCUUUAUUUAUCUCGUGAUACAUUUAAUUAAAACUUAUCUCCAAAUGGGAA